CACUAUAUAAAAGUGAACUACUUGAGCUUUUCUUAAAGAAACUUCUUCGAAACUUCAUAUAAGCGCACAGACGUUUUUCGUGCCGUUUCUACAUCAACGUCGGUAGAAAGAGACGUUUUAAUCAAGAAAAAGCAAUGAGGCUAUUCUUAUCAUUCCAGAUUAUUUCUGCUCUCUUUGCAUUCCAGUUCUUAUGUGCUUCUGAGUUCGUGGAUGAAGUGUCCAGUCAACUGGGGACAUUCUGCAAUCUCAAUGACGAAUCAAAGAAGCAAUUGUUAACAUGCCUCGGAAGUGCAGUUCCGCAGUUGAAAAGCCGCAUAAUGUCUGGCGAAAGAGACGUUAGCCAAUUAUCCGUGAAAAUCUGCAGUACUCCGCCUGAUCUUCCAGAGGAUAUAGCGGAAAAAUUGGAAAGCCUAGGCGACACCGGUGAGCGGACAUUCAAAGAUGGAUUGACGAAAUGCCAGAAAGACCUACAAUCCUAGAUAUCUUCCCGCAUUACUGCAAUCAUACCAUAAAAUAAAGGAUAUAUUUUGAAGUUCA
Dermacentor silvarum is the source of this 537-nucleotide messenger RNA. RefSeq lists its product as uncharacterized. The record is from RefSeq and is a predicted model, not a curated record. NCBI's taxonomy places the organism in Eukaryota, Metazoa, Arthropoda, Arachnida, Ixodida, Ixodidae. The transcript is spliced from 5 exons. Bases 135 to 479 code for a protein of 114 amino acids.